Messenger RNA from Effrenium voratum, 1977 nucleotides. The record is from the annotation of a GenBank genome assembly. NCBI's taxonomy places the organism in Eukaryota, Dinophyceae, Suessiales, Symbiodiniaceae.
AUGGCUGGCAGUAGCAAGAGCGGCUAUGGCAAAGAGUGGAAAGGCCCGAUCCGGGCUUGGAAGGGGUCUGAUUGGGGCAACGAGGCCUUGCUCCUCAGGUUUUGCAAGGCUUGCAAGACGAAAUCGUAUCUCAGAGGAUCGCUAUGCGCGAAUUUGUUGUGCAGCCAGUACUACAUGCACCAACAGCCAUCCUUGGCAAUGUGGAAGAAAGGAGUGAGUGAAGAAUGUUGGUCGCCGCAGUCCUGGCGUCAGAGCGGAUUCAGUGAUGCGGUUUACCAGAGGCACCUCACAGAGGAGUGGGCCCAGAUGGAGGAGGAAGAGCACGAAGAUUCGGACGAGAUGGAAAAAGUUGUCAUCGAAGAGGUGGCCAGCAGUGAGGAAGAGACAGCUGCUUGGAAGAAGCAGCAAGAGGUGCCUGCGGAGGAAGAUGAUGCGGCCCGGGCAGGGUACCAGUGGGCAGUGAAGGAAAAAAAGGCAGCCGAGCUUUUGAGCGCCAGCAUUAAGAUGGAGAAAAGUGCCGAUGUCCCUUUGGAGACAAAAUCCUACUAUGCGAAGUGGGCUUUGCAGGAGGCCCAAGGAAGGGACGAAGCUCAGGAGAAAGCAAAAAUGCUUGGGAAAUCCGCGGAGGAUUUCAAAGAGCUGGCAACUCUGCACCCUUGGCGCGCUGGUGGAAAGGAGCGCCAGCAAGAAAAAAAGAAUGAGAAUGAGAAGAAUGAGAAUGAGAAGAAUGAGAAUGAAAAGAAUGAGAAUGAAAAGAAUGAGAAUGAAAAGAAUGAGAAGCAUGAGCAGCCGGCGGUGGUGGCCACUCAGCAGGAUGCGUUUGAAAGCUGGCAAAGAUCCUACUGGGGGACAGGUGCUUGGGCGCGCGACCACGGCUGGGAGGAAGAGCCCGCGAAGGGUAAAAAAAAUAAGGGACGGAAGCGAAAAGCGUGGUUGGAGGCUCAGAUCGAUUCUUUGAAGGUGAAUGGAAGGUGGGUUGGGCCUGGCCAUCCCAGCGCAGUGGCAAAGGCCAUCCGGCUGGCCAAGGACUGCCUUACGCCUUGGUACAGAUUGCCUGAGAACAUUGCAAAGCCGAAGCGUGUCAACAAGGAGCCUGUUUUGGAGACUGCUGGCGAUGCCUCGGCCUCAGACCAGGCUGCCAAAAGGGAAGAUGGCCAGGAGUACGAAGCGGGCACCAUUGAGGAGAAGAAGUUGAUUCUGGACAAACUGCAAGAAUUCGGAGUGAAGAAUUGCAGCUGGGUCCACAGCCUGGAGUCCCUGACAUCUAACAUUAAGGACGAGACUGAGUCCUUGGUCACCAACUUCUUCACCAGGCAAGGGAUCUUCGAAAUCGAGCAUAUUGACACAGCCGGCCUGUCAGAAAAUGACAAGGAUGAGAUUUUGGAGGAGAUCCUCUCCAAAUCUGAGAAGAACUUUGGCCACUCGAGGCAGGUGCAAGACCACUCAAAGUUCAAGCAGUUGCACAAGUACCUUUUUGUUUACACCAAGGGCAAGAAGAACACUGAGAGCACAAGGACAAGCAGCAGCAUGUCAAGCACUGCUGCGGGCAUGAAGGGCAAGGCAAGCCAAAAGAUGGCUUUGGACUUGCUGGGCCGACCAGAGUUGGCCAGUUCUUCUGCAGCUGAGCAUGGCAUGUCUGCGUCUUUGUCUGAGGCCAAGUCUGAGUCAAAGAGCCUGCAAGCUGCGAGGGUUCGCCUCAGCAAGCUGUUGGAGGACUUAAAUCUCCUGACAGCAGAGAUCGCUGGCCUGAAGGAUAACAGCUGGGGCAAAAAGCUAGGAGAGUUGGAGAACGCUGACCAGCAGUUGUCUGGCUUUUUGUCAGAGGUGAGGAUGCAGCUGGCCGUUCCCUUUCCAACCGACAAGCAGCAGGAGGUGCCAGAUCUGCUUGCCCAGCUGAAGGAAUUGAAUGAGAAGGCAAGCAUGCACGAGAAGGCAGUGAAGCUGAUCUACAAAACAAGCAAGAGUUUGCUCUCCUGA